AUGGCUCUCGACAUGUGGACUCACGAGUUCUGCCUUACCUGCGACCGACAGGUCCAGGUCGACGGCGACGCCUACUGCUCUGAAGCAUGCAGAAUGUCCGACUUCGAAAAGACUCCCUCUACUCCCAGCUCGCAGGCCAGCUCGCCCGGCUUUUCUCCCGUCUCCUACAACAGAUCAGGCAGCCUCUCCAGCCGACCUGCUCCCACCAAGUUCUUCCUGUCUCCCGCCUACGACUUCAACCAGGCCCAGCCCUACGGCUCAACUCCUCGGUCGUCAUCGUCGUUUGGCAGCUACAUGUCGGACAUGUCACCUCUCUCCUCCAACCGGGGCCUCACCCCCUCGAGCUCACACAGCAGCCUCUGCUCCAUGCAGAGCGUAUCCUCUACCGCCGAGGCGAGCCAGCUGUCAGACAAGGCACGGAUGGAACUGCGAGCAUACGCUGUUUCAUUCGAGCAGGUCAGACUGCAGCGCCGGCGAUCAUACUAA
Messenger RNA from Trichoderma breve, 486 nucleotides. Its product is annotated as life-span regulatory factor domain-containing protein. The record is from RefSeq and is a predicted model, not a curated record. Bases 1 to 486 code for a protein of 161 amino acids. The transcript has a single exon. NCBI's taxonomy places the organism in Eukaryota, Fungi, Ascomycota, Sordariomycetes, Hypocreales, Hypocreaceae.